UCCGAACAUCUUCUCAGACACCUGGAACUCACAGUACGCUUCCCCGCAUUAUGAAUUACAUCCGUACCUGGCGUGAUAAGCUCGCGCCGAUCUCUCACACUUCCACAUUUCGCUCCACCGGCCAGAUAACCCCAGAAGAAUUCGUGCUCGCAGGAGACUAUCUCGUAUACAAGUUUCCCACCUGGUCCUGGGCCGAUGCCCCGCCCGCCAAACGAGUCCCUUAUCUACCGGAGGGAAAGCAGUUUUUGGUUACCCGCGGCGUGCCGUGCCAUAGACGACUAGAUGAAAAUUUUGCGGGAGAUGCUGGUAAAGAGGAUGUUAUGAUUAAAGAUGGACUGGGGUCUGGUGAUGGAAAGGAAGGUGAGGAUGAAGAUUAUGGGUGGUUGAAUACCGGCGGCGGCAGCGGCGGUGGUGGCAGCGAACCCGUCACAAUGGGAAGCGAGGCGAGAAUAAAGGAUGUCAGGACGGUAGAUGAGGCCGGAAAUGUAGGAGAGAAGGAAGAGGAUGAGGAGGAGGAGAUUCCUGACAUGGAGGACGAGGAAGAUGAUGAAGAAGCGAUAAUCAGAGAACCGCUCGGGAAGUCGACAAAGGCGCCGCUACGCACUUACUCCCUCUACAUAACCUAUACACCUUGGUAUAGAACCCCUCGCCUAUAUCUGUCCGGUUAUCUAUCCCCGUCCGAACCCCUUACACCUCAACUCAUGAUGGAAGAUAUUGUCGGCGACUACAAAGACAAGACAGUUACCCUCGAAGACUUCCCUUUUUACGACGGUGGUGUGAAAAUGGCUAGCGUCCACCCUUGCAAGCACGCCAGCGUCAUGAAGAUCCUCCUCGAUCGCGCCGACGCGGCAUUGAAGAUCCGGAGGCAAAAGUUGAAACGUGCAAAUGCUGCCGGUGAGCCGGCAAAGGUGGAGAGUGGACUGAAAGGACUAGUGGAUGACACUGCGCAGCUGAAUAUCUCCGGAGGAGGAAAUAGGGCCGGAAAUCCACCUUCUGGUCAGAAUGCCGGUGAUGAGUGGGAGGUCUUGCAGCCUGAGGGAAGCGAAGAGGACGAGGAUGAUCAGCAAGUCGCUAUCCGUGUCGACCAAUAUUUGGUUGUGUUUUUGAAGUUUAUUGCGAGUGUUACCCCAGGGAUUGAGCAUGACUUUACUAUGGGCGUUUAAGCCUAUGUCUCACCCUUCUCUCUUGAGCAGAUAGGUGGCUCGCCCUUACUUUUCGAAUUGGCUGGUACAUGUAAUUUCUGCUUUGGCUGGUUUGUAUGAUAAUUCAAUAUGCUCCUGGGCAGUACCUG
This is a messenger RNA of Coccidioides posadasii C735 delta SOWgp, 1291 nucleotides long. It is a transcript of the gene ATG3, whose product is annotated as E2-like enzyme. Gene Ontology annotation, biological process: autophagy of mitochondrion; autophagosome assembly; nucleophagy. Gene Ontology annotation, molecular function: Atg8-family ligase activity. The record is from RefSeq and is a predicted model, not a curated record. Lineage: Eukaryota; Fungi; Ascomycota; Eurotiomycetes; Onygenales; Onygenaceae. Gene Ontology annotation, cellular component: phagophore assembly site; cytosol.